AAGAAAAAUAGGAGUCAGAAAUGAUCUUACCAGCCUUACUGACAUCUGCUGGUUUCAAUAUUGUGAUUUGUAUCGGGUUUUUCUCGCUAUAUUCAAUAUUGAGAAAACAACCGUAUAAUUUGAAAGUUUAUUUCGGGCAGAGGCUCGCACAGCUUCAGCCAGGCCAAAAGAGCCAAUAUUACUUUUUUGACAGACUUAUCCCAUCUGCUGGCUGGUUAGUUAAGGCAUGGGAAGCAUCUGACGAUGAUAUAUGUGCCUGCGGGGGUAUAGAUGGACUCGUGUUUAUUAGGCUCAUCGUUUUCUGCAUACGGAUUUUUUCCGUUGCAGCUGUUCUUUGCAUAUUUAUUGUCCUUCCUGUGAACUUGUUUGGGCAAGCGAUAGAUCAGACGUCUCCAGAAACACAGAUGGACAUAUUUACUAUUAGGAAUGUUCCAGAAGGUUCUACAGGGCUUUGGGCGCAUUUCUUCUCGCUCUAUGUCAUAUCUGUCUCUGCUUAUGUUCUUCUAUACAUUGAGUUCAAGAAUGUUGCAAGAAUGAGGUUAGAACAAGCAAUUAGGUUUCCAAGAAAACCAAGUCACUACACAGUUCUUGUCCGGGGUAUCCCAUGGUCUCCAGGAGAAUCAUAUAGUGAAGUUGUUAGUAAACACUUCACCAGUUGGUAUAAUGUGAGUUAUCUUGCACACCAAAUGGUUUAUCAAUCUGGUGCUAUCCAGAAAUUAAUGACGGAAACAGAAAAGAUAUAUAAUGUGCUUAAAGAGAGUACUCCUAUAAACCAAUAUGUACAACCAAUAACUUUGGAGGCUCUCCCACCUACAAACCCUUUGAAAAUAGUUGCUGCUGAAACAGAAACUGCUUUCAAGAAACAUAAACAUAAGCAUAAAUCAGAUAUGAAGGGUCAGGAAUGUGCAGCAGCAUUUGUGUUUUUUAGGACCCGAUACGCUGCUAUGGUGGCAUCACACACCAUCCAGUCAAAAGAUCCUAUGUUAUGGGUCUCAGAUUUUGCUCCAGAACCGCACGAUGUUUAUUGGGCUAACCUUUGUAUACCGUAUAGAUAUCUUUGGAUCCGUAAGACGUUAGUCUUUAUCGGCACUAUUCUCUUCAGCGUGUGGUUUUUGUUACCUACAACAUUAGUUCAAGGUCUUUGUAAUAUUGCUCUGUUGGAGAGCACUUUUCCGUUCCUCAAAGGAGUAUCAGAAAGGUUUUAUGCAAAUAUCAUAUCCGGGUAUCUACCAAGUCUGGUGCUGACGUUUUUCGUUUUGCUCGUGCCACCUGUGAUGCUGAUGUUUGCUACACUUGAAGGAGCCGUUUCGCGUAGUGGGAGAAAAAAGAGUGCAUGCUGCAAAGCUAUCAUCUUCUUUUUUUGGAAUAUAUUUUUGUACAACCUUUUCACAGGUACUUGGUGGGACCGUAUGCGUUUACUUACUGUUUCUGGUUUAAAAGACAUGGCUAUCCUUCUUGGCAAUUUAGUUCCUGGUCAGGCACCCUUUUUUAUGACCUACAUUAUGACAACUGGUUGGGCAAGUCUCGCAUACGAAUUGAUGCAACCAUUUGUUCUUAUAGUCAAUUGGUUUUGUCAAUUUGUUCUUAUGAGAAAAGAAGGCUAUGGUGAUCUUUACACUUUCCCUUAUCACACUGAAGUUCCACGGACUCUUUUGUUUACGCUUCUCGGAUUCACAUUUGCCAUUUUGGCGCCUUUGAUAUUACCUUUUCUUCUCGUCUACUACUUCUUCGCCUAUUUUGUAUAUAGAAAUCAGAUCUUGAAUGUUUAUAUUACGAGAUAUAAUACAAAUGGAAAUUAUUGGCCUGUUGCACAUAAUGCCGCGGUCUUCUCUUUAGUAGUCAUGCAAACAAUAGCUUCAAUCAUCUUUGGAAUGAAAAACUUUGGCACUGCAUCCGGCUUUGCGUUGAUACUCAUAAUCUUCACUUUGCUUUUCAACUUGUAUUGCCGCCAUAAGUUUUUACCACUUUUUACAAAUAAAGCUGUACAGGAUCUUAUUGAGAUGGACCGGCAUGAUGAGCAUUCUGGAAAGCUUGAAGAGAUUCUUUCACGGUUACUAUCAUCAUAUAAUAACGUUGGAGUAUUUUCUGGUAAUCAUCCAACUGAUCUGCUUUCACCUGAGUACGAAAUUCAUAACGACGAUCCUAUGGUAGUCACAAGACGUAAAGAAGGCGAGACCAGGUUUGGGUUCCUUGUUUGCUAUUGCUAA
Messenger RNA from Helianthus annuus (common sunflower), 2207 nucleotides. Its product is annotated as CSC1-like protein RXW8. NCBI's taxonomy places the organism in Eukaryota, Viridiplantae, Streptophyta, Magnoliopsida, Asterales, Asteraceae. The coding region runs from base 21 to 2207 and encodes 728 amino acids. The record is from RefSeq and is a predicted model, not a curated record. The transcript has 10 exons. Gene Ontology annotation, molecular function: calcium-activated cation channel activity. Gene Ontology annotation, cellular component: plasma membrane.